AAUGAUACUGUUGGCUGUAUGACACGAACUGUGGUUGCCUUUGUUGUUUGCUAGAAAAAAAGUAACUAAAUAAAUGACAGACUGCAUCUGUCACAAAAACGCGCGUUUAUUGUUUGUUGUGGAAUCAUGUUUUCGUGAAUAUUUAUCGAAAAAAUAAGCAAAGAAUCUCUCAAAAUGACUAAAACAGUGCGUGAGUUGCUCCAAAAUGGGGCUUCGUACGAUGAAACCGAUCGUAUGCCGGACAAAAUAACCAUAACAAACUUGGAUCUCUUCAUGUACAUGGUAGCAAUAAUUGGUCAUUUUGUGGACUUGGGGCUGGAUAUAAACGUUGCUGUGAGGUAUUCUAUAGCCAGGAAGAUGACGGAGUUCGGGUGGACACUGGCGUUCAUCCUCGUGCCCGCUUUCAUUAAUACAGCAGUGUCUAUCCGAAUGUACUCUUUGGAUAAGAAGCAAGAUUCAUUAACGAAUGAGUUCACAAAGCGCAAGUGGCUGCGGAUCUUCAUCUUAGUUUUACAAAUGGCACCCAUUCUGCGGUUUACUGAUGCACUCAUCUACGCAAUAAAGUCCCGUCGCGCGGAACGCAAGCACGACACAGCGAACCAGCGUGUAUACUACAGCCUGAUGCUGAAGGAGGACUCGGACGCCGCCCUGCUGCGCAUCUUCGAGUGCUUCCUCGAGGCUGCGCCGCAGCAGGUGCUGCAGACCAGCCUGCUGCUCAGAGCCAACCCUCAGUUCACUGUUCACCAGCUGCUAUCGAUCGCGUCAUCCAUCAUAGGCAUGGGCUGGUGCCUGGCCGCAUACCAGCGAGCCGUCCGCUUCUACCAGCAGGACAAGUACAACAUGAGCUGGACUGGCACCGCUCUGCAGACUGUCUGGCACUUCCUCGUCACUUUGAGCCGUAUAAUCUCAAUCUCAGUGAUCGCCUACCUGUAUCCUCACUGGACGAUCCUGGCCUGCGCCAUCCACAUCCUCGUCACCGCCACGCUCAUACAGAUCUUCGACCGUUCUCCCUUCUGCUCGCACAACCGCCUCGCAGACAUAGCGUUCUCUUUCGCACUCGGCGGCGUCUACCUCUUCACAUACAUUCUUCCCGUAGAAGGUAAAACGCGAUACAGAUAUGCUAUAUACUACAGCAUAUGUUUCAUACAAAAUGUCGUAUGUGGCGCCAUCUGGUACACAUAUGUAACUGAUGAAAUGAGACAAUCUUUUUACUUCUUCCCGAUUCUAGCGUUUACUGUAGUUCCUUACGUUGUGGGCUUAGUAAUAAUGGUGAUAUAUUACAGGUUCUUCCAUCCUAAGAUAAGUAAGCGUGGGUUAAGUGUGACUUUUGUUAACGAUAGGGUACCGGCUGGUGUUAGUUAAUGUUGAUGGAAAGUUAUAAUGAAAUACUUAAUUAAUUGUUGCCUUGAGAUUGUUGUAGUAACGUUACAUAUCAAUUUGGUUCAUGCCUAAUAAUAGGGCACUGAUUUGUGUUUGUUUUCCUCACAAAACGAUUUUUCUGUAAGGAUGUAUUUCAGGAACUUGUUGUUCCACGUUUCUAGUAAAAUAAAGUAUAUUUAAAAAUACUUAAUUUUAUCAUGGUGGUAAAAAUAAUAACGCAUAAUACGUGGUAUACAGAAGAUAUUUAUACCGACGCAAGUACGUAACUACUAUUCAGUUUAAUUGUACACUCCAUGUGGUAACUAUUCCAUGUCCAAAAUGUGUUCUGUGAACAAUGAUUAUUUUUAAUUUACUAGUGCUCGAUUUAGAACAAUAUAUUUAAUUAUUAAGCAAUAUUACGUACUUUUACAACUUUUUACUGCAUAGUAGGUUAAUUUAAGAUGGUGAUAAAUAAUGUAUUAAAUAGUAUUCUGAUUGUAAGAGUUACCUUUAGUAAUUUGGAUCUAGAAAGAAUAGUUUUUAUGCAUAUCUUUGUGGAUGCUCAAUGAAAAUCCAUAUGGGUGCUCCAAAGACUGUCUAGUUAUAAGUAUUUUAUGAACUUUCCAUUUUAAAAUAAUAAUUAGCCAAGUUUAUAACCAUUUUGGUACCAAGUAGAUAUUUUUGUACUUAAUACUUAUGAAAAAUUUUCAGUGAAUCUCGAACAAUACUCCCCAAAUGUUUACAGUUUUACUCCCAGUACAUAAUAUAUUUUUAAUAAAUUAUUUUAUAUAAA
Helicoverpa zea (corn earworm) is the source of this 2152-nucleotide messenger RNA. Its product is annotated as XK-related protein 6. The coding region runs from base 175 to 1362 and encodes 395 amino acids. Gene Ontology annotation, cellular component: plasma membrane. Gene Ontology annotation, biological process: phosphatidylserine exposure on apoptotic cell surface; engulfment of apoptotic cell; apoptotic process involved in development. The record is from RefSeq and is a predicted model, not a curated record. Lineage: Eukaryota; Metazoa; Arthropoda; Insecta; Lepidoptera; Noctuidae. The transcript has 5 exons.